CUAGUAGUCACUAACAGCAGCAGAAGCAGGACACGUGACCGCCGCCAUCUUACCCCUCUCUCCCGGAAGAAGCUUCUUAUUCUCCUCGCUCUGCCGCUUCGUCACGUGUGGGGGUGGAGACUGGUGUGGCGUCGGUUGCUCUCAUUGGCUAGGAUGGCCGGUUACGUGUGAUUGGCUGUACAUGAAUGUUAUUCAGGAAGUAGCGGGGACUGUGGGAGCACGUGUGCUGCGCGAUGGAUUUCCCACGCUCUUUCUUUCCGGGGUACUACCAAGAGGGUCCCACUAACCGAGAAGUCUCCCAUCCUGUCUCUGUGCUGGGGUGGGGAGAGCACUGCAGAGUGCAGCCAGGUGUCCGGACCCCAGACCAGGAUGAUGGCGGUUUCAUCCCUCUGUACAGCAGAUCGCAGGAGCUAUGGGUCCCUGCGGAGCCAGCCCCCACCCCACUGCUCCCUCCUAACACCGAUGGCGGAUACGCUCCGGUCACUGAAUCUGAUCUGCUUUACAAGUAUGACCGAAACCACCAGCAAAUCAUGAAUUUUCCUAAGCAGGUCAGCCGGUUCUCCUGGGACCAUAACAACAUCGCCUUCCAGUGUAUGGGCCGAUUGCUGGAGCCGCACUGUUACAUGGGACACAAACUGCUAAAGGGGGAGGUCAGACAGGAUAAAAAGAAGAUGACGACACUGUUCCGGUCUCUGCAGACGGUUCCAUUCCAAGACUGUCCAUUCACCUACUCUAGUUGGCACCUCCGUUCCCUCUCCGUUCUCGCGGGUGACUGCCUACAAGAUGUGCCGCCUGCCUUACUGGCAGAGCUGGUGAAUGAGGGUAUGUCUGAGGAGUGGAGGCACCUGCAGUUCCAGGACUCUCUAACUGGGGGCGCUCUUUCCUGGACUCCGUACCCUGGGAGAUCGAGCGGUUGCCUUAUCUAUCCACAUGGGGCAGCUUUGAACCAACUCUGCUUUCAGCAGCUGCUCCUGAAUAAACGUGGAGUGAAGAUUUGGGGAGAUCCCGCAAGACACGUACUUGGAGAGCGGAUACAACAAGUGAGCACAGGACACUUUGAAAAGAUAUAUGUUGGAGUUCGAGCAUCUUUCCAUUUGGCCACCUUCAGUUUUUCUGCUCAUGACCCACCCAGUCCUCUUCAAGUUGUGAGCACUAAGACCCCCAGUACUUGCAUCAAUGUCAGCCCCCACAUGCCAGGUGAGCUGUGUGUAUGUACAGAGGGCGGGAACCUGUACCUGUGGAACCUGGAGAUGGGGUUACAGAAAGUUCGGCAUAAUCCUUACACCCUCUUCUUCCGUGAUGAUUCUCAUUGGCGAUGGAGUGAUUUCACCGCACACCCACGUGUACUCACCACUGCGGACAGGACAGGAGUGCAGGCGGCUGAUAUCAGGGUGCCCGAGGCUCAGGGUUGGGACCUGUUUCGGAUCGGACAGGAGUCUUUGUGCCAGAGGGGGGAGAGGGUGAUAUUGACGCACUGUCUGAGGGAGACGAAUCCUGAACUCUUUCUUGUGACCACCCAGUUCUCACUGUACAUUAUGGACGAGAGAUUCCCCGUGGUGCCGCUGGUUAAAUGGGACCAUAUGCUGGAGAGACCCCCGGCCUAUGUCACUGUAAUCCCAGGGGGGGUGACCGACAGUCCAAAUAAGAUUCUGCUGGGAACUCAGCACAGUCAGGAGACCCAGAUGCUGCAAUAUUCAGGGGGCAGCAGAGCCUUUUGUCAGCUGCAUCUUCCAGCUGUGAGUCUGCCGCGGAUUUCACAGUCACUCGGUCAUCUGGCUCCAUUUCAGCCCCAUCGUCACAAGUCUGUGGCACAGAGGCUGGCCUCUCCUUUGGCAGGACUGACUGCCGCAUACAGCGAACGCGCUCCCAAUUCUGUGGUGGUUUUCCAGCUGACAGACGCCGGUGACCUCUUCACUCACAGGCUAGUGAGGAAAGAGACAGAUGAGGGUCAUCCGUCAGGCACACAAGAGACUGUGCUCAAUAUCCACCCGGAAGAGCAGACUCCAGAGGAGCAUGACACAGACCAAGGGGUGCUACAGCAUGGCCCCGAGCCAAACCAAACCCCCGCCCAGGAAGUAUUGGCCGCGGGAUCUCGUUGCGCAGAUUCUCCGUUAUCACUCAGUUCCAAGUCUGCGCUUCAUUUCCACAGUUGGAUUUGUGAUCUGAUUGCAGAGCAGCGGGUAGAAAGUCUCCAACGUCCAGCAUUCCAAAUCAACAAACUAUUCAGUGCUAAAGAAUUGGGUGAAAGUGGGCCAGAGAUGUCCGACCUGCGAGGUUACUUGCGUCAGAGUAUGAAACAGGGAGAGCUCAUACAAAUCCAUGCCCCAGGGGCACUGGAGACCUUAGAGCCGGUCUGCACCGCGCAGUGGACUGACCCAUUGAGUCAGAGACUGAAUGCCUCCUGGGAGGGGCAGCUGGUGCUGUGGUGGGACGACCAUUAUGGACUGAACAGGGACAGGAAAAUCCAGGCUCUUAGAGAGAAGAGGAGAAGACAGAAGUUGCUGAAAGCCCAUAAGCGGAGGGUGCCAUCUGGAACCUUCACGUCCUCAUUUAGCCUGGGGUCAGACAAUUACAUGACGGAUGAUAGCGCCCCUUUGCCAGACACCGGAAUCUCCAUUUCCUCUGCACAGAGUGAGCCAUUCAUGGGUCAUGUCUCUACAGAUCACGCAACUCCAAGGAGUGUGGAGUCUGGGCCAUCCCUGACCACGGAGCAGACGUACACAAGUCACAACUGUCCAUUAGACAGCUCCCAGUUAGAGACCGUCUCACAGUCGGCAUCCGGCUCGUUUCCCCUUGCGUCAUCUCAAUCUUUCAGUUACAAGGGUGUCCCCAGAGAGCGGAGACGGACGCUUCAAGACUUCAUCUCCCAUUUGGGAGAAAGCGGCAGCACCGUCGAGCCUUCCUCUCAGGCCAUGACCACCCAGAGCUCACAGACUGUCUCACAGCGCUCCCAGCCAUCCAGUAAGAGAUCUCGCAUGGGGUUCUAAGCAUCACCCAGUCACAGACCCCUACUCCUAGUGCUGACCUAAUGACGUCCUGGUCUGCCCUCUCAGAGGAGCCAAGGGGAUUAUGGGUACGACACAAAUAAACCGUGGUGCUCUAUUAAA
Molecule: messenger RNA, 3107 nt
Organism: Pseudophryne corroboree (corroboree frog)
Lineage: Eukaryota; Metazoa; Chordata; Amphibia; Anura; Myobatrachidae
Gene: TAF1C
Product: TATA-box binding protein associated factor, RNA polymerase I subunit C
Exons: 15
Coding region: 234-2987 (917 amino acids)
Biological process (GO): transcription by RNA polymerase I
Cellular component (GO): fibrillar center
Molecular function (GO): RNA polymerase I core promoter sequence-specific DNA binding
Source: RefSeq, a predicted model, not a curated record